Molecule: messenger RNA, 1863 nt
Organism: Folsomia candida
Lineage: Eukaryota; Metazoa; Arthropoda; Collembola; Entomobryomorpha; Isotomidae
Gene: Sap30
Product: histone deacetylase complex subunit SAP30 homolog
Exons: 5
Coding region: 267-983 (238 amino acids)
Biological process (GO): regulation of DNA-templated transcription
Cellular component (GO): histone deacetylase complex
Molecular function (GO): transcription coregulator activity; protein binding
Source: RefSeq, a predicted model, not a curated record
AGAAGCCUCAUUUUGACAAGUCCAUGUUGCCGAGGGUAAAAUCAAAGUUUGUUGAUUUGAUGCUUUGAAAGGAAUCUUCUUUAUGCACAGGUUGCAUAAAAUUCGAAUUAUAUCAACCAGCAUUCAAAUUUAGUGAGUUAUUUUUUUGUGGGUGUUACCACUUGGUUGUUACAUAAGUGACGAGAGGAGAAGAUUGUUUAAAAGUUUUAAAAAAGCUUACUUACACCCGUGUCAAUUGAUCCCAUAUUGCAAAGAAGAAAGUGACCAUGAAUGGUGCCGGAAGUGGAGGAGGGCAGUACAUUAGUGAAGACGAUUUUGACGACUAUAAGCAGUCACCAGCCCAUACGUCAUCAUCCUAUUAUCCAGGCUCUGGAAACCCAGUCUCUUCCGCGGCUCAUCAAGGUGGUUCAGGUUCGGGCAGUCAAGGUUUAAACUAUUCUUCAGGCACAGGAGGAGGUGGGGGAGGAGGGAGAAACCAAAUUUGUUGCUUAGUGGAUGACGGGAAGAGAUGUAAUAGAUUUGCAGGGAAUGCCAGUUACAGUAAAAGGAUUCAGAAAACAGUUUACUACAAAAGACUCAAAUUGGAAACUGAUUUGAACGCAACUCACAUUUAUAUUUGUGACUAUCAUAAAAUGGUCAUCCAAAAUGCAAGAUCUCGACAGAAAAAGGAUUCAGAUGACGAAAUGAACGAUGGGGAUGACAUACCGGAGGUGGAUCUUUUCCAACUUCAGGUUAAUACGCUGCGACGAUACAAAAAACACUUCAAAAUCCCAAGUCGUCCUGGACUGAACAAAGCCCAGCUAGCGGAUAUUCUCAUGCGUCACUUUAAGACUAUCCCCGUUAUGGAGAAGGAGACGGUCACUUAUUUCAUCUAUAUGAUCAAGUCAGAAAAGAACAAAUUAGACAAUCCCUCCACCAGAGCCAAUGAGCCCCCCGGAAGUGGAAAUGGAAGUGGGAAUUCAGAGUUUGCUGAUAGAUACUGACAAAAGCAAGUUUUUAGAUAGCCAUAAUUACAGGGUUACUUGUCAACCAUUUAUACAAUGCAGUUUACAUUACUUACCACUUACGUCAGAGUAUCCAUAUUUUUUCAUUGCCGUUCUAUGUGAUGAUUUCAUGGCUACAAAAGCACAAAUUGUAGGCUCGUGCAUAUUUACGAGACCUAAUGCGAUUAGAUAAACGCCAAAGCAGUACAGGAAGAGGUCCGGUCGAGUGGUCGACAAAUUUUGAGGGGGAAAGCUGGAUUUUUUUUACAUAGAAAUGGUCUGCUCAUUCAAGUUGAUAUAUGAGUCGACCCUAGAUCAUUCAUUUUAACAACUGGGAUUUAAAGUACCUCACCGUACGUAGUGGGUACCGAGUAGCGUGAUUGGCGACCAAUAUUCUGUCGACCAAUGGGGUGUCGAUGUUUGUAGACCACUUGUCACCAACCCCCGACAGGAAAUAUACUGGAAAAAUUCAAUACUGAAAUUUACAAAAUCUAAUUUUGAAAUUUUCCAACCAUAAACUGAGGAUGAGUUCUGUAUUUUUUUGCCUUGUUGGUGUAAAUAUAUUAGGUCCAAUAAUACUUACAAUUUGUAAAUCUAUGUGUUCGUGUUAUUAUGAUUUAUUAUACAUCACUUAAAUUAUGAUAUAUAUUAUUUUUUAAAUACAUUAUAUUUGUUCCAAUAUUUGAGGUAUUCUAAUCUAUUUAUUAAGGCAAAUUUUAAGACUAUUGAUGAUUAUUCGAAUGCGAGCAAUAUAUUUUUCCCAAUUUUUGCCUAUUUCUCAUCUAAAUUUCGACAGGUUUGUUAAAGCAAGCAAGUUUGUGAACUCUCCCAAAUAUUUUAUGUUUAUGAAUAAAUGAUUAUAUACGUUCUAUCCGCUCAA